GUCGUGAUCGAAUAUGUUAGUGAGUAUGACGAUAGUAGCGAACAUGAACAGAGUAUUGUGUCUGAACAUGAUGAUAAUAUGAUACAUGAACUUGAUAAUCAAAAUGAACACCUCAAUUAUGGACCUAAGCAAAAUAUUUCUGAAAACGCAGAUGAUU
Messenger RNA from Racocetra fulgida, 157 nucleotides. The record is from the annotation of a GenBank genome assembly. NCBI's taxonomy places the organism in Eukaryota, Fungi, Glomeromycota, Glomeromycetes, Diversisporales, Gigasporaceae.